Epinephelus moara (kelp grouper) is the source of this 1086-nucleotide messenger RNA. RefSeq names its product interferon-induced protein 44-like. The record is from RefSeq and is a predicted model, not a curated record. Bases 100 to 396 code for a protein of 98 amino acids. The transcript is spliced from 3 exons. NCBI's taxonomy places the organism in Eukaryota, Metazoa, Chordata, Actinopteri, Perciformes, Serranidae.
UACAACAAAGACCCCACUCUGAAGGACCAAGUUCAUGUUCUGGUUUGUGUCGUCUCUGCUGAGACAUCAAACAUCCUGAGUGAUGAACAUGUGGAAAAGAUGAGGGAAGUCAGACUGACAGCCAGAGACAUGGGAAUUCCUGAAGUGGCUAUUCUCACCAAGAUUGAUGAAGUCUGUCCAGAGGUCAAAAAAGACAUAACGAACGUGUAUAAGAGCAAGUACCUGAAGAAACAGAUGGAGGACCUGAGUGUGGCGCUGGGUAUUCCACUGUACUGCAUCUUUCCUGUGAAGAACUACCACUCAGAGAUCGACACAGACGAUGACACUGAUACACUGAUACUGAGCGCACUGAGACGCAUCAUUAACUUAGGAGAAGACUUUGUCAACGACCAGUAGACCUCCAUACUGCUGACAAAUCUUACUUUACACACAGACGUCACCUAAUCACAGCGAGAAAAAAGUCAGUCUGCAACAUAAAAUGCAUGCAUGUAAUACAAUAUCAGGCAUUUAAAAAUAAGUUUUAAGCUAUGAUUUAAAAACAGGUAAUGUGCUAGCCAGCCUAAUCCCCUCAGGCAGAGAAUUCCAGAGCUUCGGGGCCUUGAUGGCAAAGGCCCGGUCACCUUUAGUUACCAACCACAAUCUAGGGACGACUAGUUAGGGCAGGCUUGAGGAUCUCAGGUCACGACUUGGAGCAUAGGUAGUCAGAAGCUCAGCUGUAUAACUCAGCACUCAUGCUGAGCUUUAAAAGUUAAUAAAAUGAUCUUAAAAUCAGUUCUGAAGUUAACAGGCGUUAACGUUGGGGUGAUAUGUGACGUAUGAUUUGUCCUAGUUAAAAUACGAGCUGCAGCAUUCUGCACUAGUUGAAGCCGAGCUACUGAAGAUUUCCUGAGGCAUGUUAACAGUGAGUUACAGUAGUCGCGAGAAAAUACAAAAACAUGAAUACGCUUUUGUAGGUCAGGAAAAGACAGUUGAUUUUGAUAAUAUUUCGUAGGUGAAAGUGGCAGGAUUCAAUGAGAUUAUUGACAUGUGGUUCAAAGUUCAGUUGAGAAUGAAAAGUGUAGCCUACAUCUCUUGCCGUAGAUUUUA